This is a messenger RNA of Coccinella septempunctata (seven-spotted ladybird), 2995 nucleotides long. RefSeq lists its product as uncharacterized. Lineage: Eukaryota; Metazoa; Arthropoda; Insecta; Coleoptera; Coccinellidae. Bases 127 to 2907 code for a protein of 926 amino acids. The record is from RefSeq and is a predicted model, not a curated record. The transcript has 12 exons.
AUUGUGCUUUCUCUCGAAGUCGCCGAUCACUUCAUCAGAUGUGACCCCGUUUGUGUUGAUUUCGGGAUAUGCUUCUAUGGAACAGCGUACCAGGCUUCGUUUAGCGUCAUCAACAAUUCUAAAACCAUGCAGUUUAUGUCUGUCAGGAUCCCAAGUUUGCUGAACUACUACGUUUCUUUGGAUGAAAAUAGUUUGGUUAUCAAAUCUGAAGAAAAGAGGAAAAUUACAAUUAAACUAUUACCUAGUAACGAUCUCAUGUCGGAGAAAUGCAAAUAUUUCGACCAGGACACUUCUAUUCUAUACUUCCCCAUCGAGGUAAGACUCACGGAUAAGAAAUAUGCACCAGUUCCUCCUACAAUCGAACAUUGCUAUGCAAUUGUCAACGACUGCUCAGACCUAACUCUAGAUCCUCAGCGAGAGCAUUACGAGAUGUGCGAUGGACAGAUGGUGUUAGAUGUGGGAGAAAUCUCCGUGAUUGAAGCAGUAACCACUAAAGUCGUACUCAGAAAUUCGUCAUAUUCCAAAAGAUAUUAUGGGUUUUUGGAUUUACCCAGGUAUAUAAGCAUCAUGCCAAACUGCGGCUUCGGAUCUAUCAAUGCCUUCCAAGAAAUCACCUUGGAUGUCUACUUUCAUCCCCAAGUUGACGAUUUCAGAGUAGCAACUUCCAAUCAGGAUAAAUAUCGCCAAAAUAGAAACGUCACAAUACGCGUGGACACUAUAGCAAACCUUGGGAAAUAUCGAAGGAAACCCAACAUGAAUCGUCUGCUGAAACUCAUGAAACGCAUGCUGGAAGAAAUGGCGAUAACGACAAACAUCGACCUUUUAGAGAGCAUUUUCGCUGCGAAGUCCGAUAUAAGAACAGAGUUCGACCUAUGCACGUGUUCGAGUGCUCUACUGUUAAAGUCACCAAGCAAAAAGUUGAGCCUUCAAGAAGAAAACGAAGAAUUGAAUAAAAACGAAGAUGCUGCAGAUUCAGACAUGAAGCAGCAAGAAUCUAUCACGAAGAUAGGCCAUCACCAUAAAAAGAAGAAAAAAAUGAGUACUUCAGAUCUUUCGAAACAACAUAGCGAUGAAGAUACUUUCAGUAUGAAAAAGAGUUCAAGUGCGGAUUCGAGCAUGAAAAGAAAACGGUCUAGGGUGAAGAGCAUAUCAGAGCCCGAAAUAACCCUCACCGUUGAAGACCGACAGCCUUCAUUGUUGGAAAAGAAAGCCAUUCAGCGUCUGUCAACUGGCCACACCCCUGUCGUACCUAUAGUUCCUCUGAUAAACUUAGCUGAAACACUAUCUAGAGAAUUGAGGUUCAAUAUGACGUUCGCCAAACCUCUUUACGAGUUCUCCUUCAACCACCUCGAGUUCCCAGUAACUCCUGGCGGGUCUUACUCGAUGAUGAUGACAGAAUUGAGGCCACUGAAGAAGUCCGAGAAGACUGGCUCGUGUGGUAUUGGUGCGGAAGGGAAAAAACCUAAAUUCAGAUCAACUUUCAGAAUAGCUGGGAGUACUCAAGAAAUGAGAGUAGAACCAAUGUGUGGAGUGUUAGAACAUGGGGAAUCGAUAAAACUUACUGUCGUUGCAACUCCGAAAAUGAGCGAAGACGUUGUAGCUGCUUAUGCUUUGGAACAGAAGAAAAACGCUUUAUAUCAGGAGAAAAUGGAGGAAGAAUUACGCAAAAGAGAGGAUAAUUUGACUCAUAAGAAGGCGAAGAAGUCUAAAACCAAGGUGAGAGGAGCAAAGUCCAAAGCGAAAAAGGAGAAAAGUUCGAUCGACAUAGAGAUGACCAAAGUAACUGAAGAGGAAAUACAAAUUGAGAUAUCGUCCAAAGAUGUGGAGGUAGAAUACCCGGACUUAUAUCCUGCAGAAUUGGCUAUAUGGCGCAGUAUUGAGCCUUACUUUCUAAAAACCAAUUUUGUUUGUCGCAUCGAUUACGAGAUGGAGGAGCCUUGGACUCACGAGCCUGACAUAUUCUCCCUAGCAACAGUGUGCAAAGUUAUUUCCCCAGAUUUCAUUCACGAUCAGAAGGUACAACGUUUGGACUUUGGUCAGGUGCCUAUAGGUGAUUGUAAGAGGAAAAUUGUAACAAUUCAAAAUUUGCGAUAUCACGAUAUAACUGUAACUACCAAUAUUUUAAGACCGGAAGGUGGUUUCUUUUGUCCAUAUUUUGAUUCUGUAAAGUUACCAAGUGAGUGUUUCCUGAAGAUUCCCAUAACCUACACGCCUACAGAUAACGAAUCGGUUUUGGAGUACAUGGAUAUAAAAGCAGAAAGAACUAUAUAUCAGUUCUUACUAUCAGCAGAAGCAGCUACACCAAAUGUUCGAUUAGACCCAUCUUCCAAAGUUUUACGUGUGGUUGUUAAAAGGGGCAAAUAUUUGGAGGUUCCUUUUGAGGUGGUGAACGACUCACUCCAAGCUGUGCAAGUUUCCUUGGAAAAAGUGUGUGAGUUGGAGGGCAGAAUCAUUCAUUUGCCCUCUGAGGGAGAGUCUAAGAGUCGUUCUAACGCCUUCCUGAGGAAAAAGACCAAGAAUAAAAAGGACGAUGGCAAUGAAACGUCUGGUUCAUCACCAAAGAAACAUGUCAGAUCCAGUUUCUCCGAUGAACUGACAGAAGAAGAGAUAUUCUCCAUUGAAAACGAAUUUUCGAUCAAAAAAGGAUCUCCAUAUUUCCAGCUGAUAGAAGAGGACACAUAUUUGACGAUUCCAGAGUCCUCGAAGAAGACUUUCAAAAUUGGUUUCGGACCAACCUCAUCUGAAAGCCCAAGGUCUGAUACGCAUCUCAAGAAGAAAGACCGAAAAAAGACUGCUGUGGAGGUGAACGAGGAAGAUAUUGGAAAGACCUUCGUAGCCAAGUUCAACCUACUGAUUGGUUCUUCCUCUUUUCUGCGUGAUUUCAUCAUACUCGGAGAAAUUAAGUGAACAGAAGGUGAAGCAUGAGAAGCAGAAUGAUAAAACUACUAAAUGUUAUUGUUUACUUUUGUCUAAAUGAAAAUACCUGUGUAACGUC